CUGUUUAACACAUACAAAUGUCUUUUCAAAGAACACGAAACAUCUGUAUGAAAGCAUACGUGGAGCAAAGUACUACAGUUUGAAAUUUAAAGACUCUAGUAAACGAUAAUAUGUAGAAAAUUUAGAAUGACUAGAUCGAUAUCUACAAAACCUGGAAUCCUUAUCAAGUGUCUCCUGUAAUGAUCAAGGAAAUCCAGUGUAGCAUUCUAGUUCAGACUAAAGUUUUGUAAAUUAAAGCAUGGAUGUCUUUUACUCUUUUCUCUGCUUAUGUCAGAAAAACAAGCUAUUUCUUAUUGGAACAUUUUUAUCCCACAUUUUAGUCACAAUGGCUGAAAAUGAUAUUCAGGGGGAAAGAACUGGAAGUUUAAAGAAAUGUAGUGAAUUAUUGUUAGGCCAAUAUUUAUGCUCUAAUCCUGAGAUUGAUCUUGACACUCAACAACCUCUGGGGUGUUCUAAAGAAAAACAAUAUGUUAAUGCUUGGUGUAAAACUGCUCCAGAUGUUGUGUGUGAGGGUCAGUUCAACAAUGGAACAUUUCUAAAACCUGUACCUUGUAAAUGGACAAAUGGACAUUCCUUUGAAACAGCAUUAUUGCUCUCUGUAUUUUUAGGAAUGUUUGGAGUUGACAGAUUUUAUUUAGGAUACCCUGCUAUAGGUCUUUUAAAGUUUUCCACAUUGGGCUUCAUGUUUUUAGGACAACUCAUAGAUAUUUUAUUGAUAGCAACACAGGUAUUAAAUCCUUCUGAUGGCUCUGCAUAUGUACUAGAUUAUUAUGGAGCUGCAACUGUAAGACUGUCUAGAGAGAAUGACACAUAUUUGCUGUUAGAAGAUUAAGGUCUCAUGCUCAUGAAUUGAUGUAAAUAAAAUAUUUAUAUUCACA
Messenger RNA from Biomphalaria glabrata, 878 nucleotides. RefSeq names its product TM2 domain-containing protein CG10795-like. The record is from RefSeq and is a predicted model, not a curated record. The transcript has 7 exons. Bases 239 to 832 code for a protein of 197 amino acids. NCBI's taxonomy places the organism in Eukaryota, Metazoa, Mollusca, Gastropoda, Planorbidae.